Molecule: messenger RNA, 609 nt
Organism: Helobdella robusta
Lineage: Eukaryota; Metazoa; Annelida; Clitellata; Rhynchobdellida; Glossiphoniidae
Exons: 6
Coding region: 1-609 (202 amino acids)
Source: RefSeq, a predicted model, not a curated record
AUGAGAGGAGAUUUUUUGGAAAAGGAACAAAAUUUGAGUUAUUACGAAGAAGAUGUCAAAUUUUUCCAACACCAGCUCGACCUUUACGCCAAACUUGCUUAUGGUCGAAAUGACUUUUCAAUCUUCGUGAUAACUCGUGAGCUGGGCAUCCUCACCUGGGAUGAAGCCUUUUUAUCGUUGCGAUCGCAUAUGCUACCUGAUUCAUUGAGAGCCAAAUAUUGCGAACUUAUAAUUGCACUGUUUAUAGACGUUGGGACAAAUUACUCAGUUCUUGAUCACACGAAUCUGUCAUUUAUAUACGAAGAUGUUUUAGCACCAGGCCCCAACAAUGAUGGAGAAUAUGUGCGCAACAAACUGUCAGCCUGCGCUAACUGGAUAUCGCCAGAAGGGCCACUGAACAUGCUCAUAAUUUUCGAUCAAAGACUAGAGGUUCAUUUUGUGCAUUCUUAUUCCAAUGGAAUGCUUUCAUUUCACGUACAGAGAAAUUUCCAAGUCUCUUCAAAAACGUUCUCACCAGCUUUAGUGUUUCCUAGAUUCACACUUGAUUUUUCUUUCCUAAUAAGACUCCACAUCAUUGUUGUCACAAUAACCAAAAACUUAUUGACAUAA